GGGCUCGCCAUUCACAGGUGUAACAGACGCCAUUUUGAGACUUUAACAGUCGAUGAUUUCUUUGAAACAGUAUUCGUGUGUCCUACCAGUGUUCAGUGUAGUGGAUGGAGUCGCUGACAAUAAACGUCAUUUGACUUCUUUUUGUUUCCAAUAGUGACGGAUAACUCUUAAUAUUUUAUUAGUGCACGAAAGAGGAAGGUACUCCAAUGUUUUCGCCAGAUGGUCACGUUAAGACGUACGACUGAUCGGUUGGAUGUUUUCGUAAUUAUAAAAGGAUUAAGUUCAAUUUCUACAACAUACAAGGUCAUAUCUUCAUUCUGUUUGUUUUUUUGUGGGGUUUUUUUUUCAAAGGCGCUGAUACCAAUUUCCGAGGAAAACAAAUACGAAUCAUCAACUUACGGAGUUUUCAGUUACAUCCUAUAAAGGGAACCUAAAGUGUUGGUGUGGACAUCAUGUAAAAUCAACCUGCAGAAUUAGCGCUAAAAACCUGUAAUAUAAUCCUGAUGUAUGUGCUGGUAAUUUGAAAAAAGAAAGCUACCAUAUCUACAAAGCGAACCUGCCGUUGUAAAUUGACCGGUGCUGACAACCUGCAAAAUGGACAUGUUGUGUUGGUGCUGACAAUCUGCAAAAUGGACAUGUUGUGUUGGUGCUGACAAUCUGCCAAGUGAACCUGUAGUGUCGGUGAUUACUAUUUGCAAAGUAAACCUUUUGUGUCGGUGAUGACUAUCUGUGAAACGAACCUGUCGUGUCGGUGCUGACAGUCUGCAAAAAAAACCCUUUGUGUGGGUGUUGACAAUCUGCAAAGUAAGAUUGUUUUGUUGGUGCUGACAGUCCGCAAAGUGAACCUGCUGUGUUGACUAACGCAUUACUAGCAUAAAUUAAGCGAGGAAUUAAUAUUCUAAAAUGAGAUCUGUGCGAUUGUUUUUUGGAAUUAUUGUGAUUGGGGUUGUCGUACCAUUUCUUUUCUUGGCAUUCUACACAAGAUUUAACUCAGUGGAAGAAAUACUGUCGUUUUCUCAGCAGAGUUCUCUGUCUCAGAGAUCGUCGCUGAAGUAUGUUACAAAAGAAGACUACUGCAACAGCCCAGAAGCAGUCACGGAGAUACGACCACAAAUGCUACGUAAUAUUUUUGUCAAUGACAAAUACAAGAUACUGUACUGCGCGGUACCCAAAAUCGCGUGCACCAACUGGAAAAGAAUUUUUAUAAUCCUGUCUGGGAAGGUUGAUGAAACAGACCCAAUGAAACUGAAAGCCCGUGAAGUACAUGGUAUUCUUGAGGCGAAACAGACGCACUUGAGCGACUUUUCGCCAGAAGAAAUAAAUCACCGGAUCAAGAAUUACUACAAAUUUAUGUUUACCAGAGAACCUUUCGAGCGGCUUCUUUCAGCCUACAGGAACAAAUUUGCCAGCAAUAAUGUCGUGUUCAGGAGGGGUUUUGGUAAAAAGAUCUUAGCACGGUACAGACUGAACCCGUCCAGGAAAGAAGUCCUCACCGGUGCUGGCGUCACAUUCUUGGAGUUCAUCCAGUAUUUGGUCGACUCGACUCGCGAGGAAGCCCUGAACUCCCACUGGAAGAAACUGACAGAUAUGUGUCAUCCAUGCUUGAUUAAAUAUGAUUUAAUUGGUGACAUGGAUAACAUUAACGACGAUGCUACCAAGAUCCUCGACCGUGUCGGGGCGUCGUCCAAAGUGGAAUUUCCGCGACGAGACGCCACCUACAAGCAUAAAGACACAGGAUCUGUUCUUUACCAUUUUUACAGCCAAGUUCCACGCGGAUUUUUAAACCAGUUGUAUAACAUGUAUUAUUCGGACUUUCUAAUGUAUGAUUAUAAAAUUCCAACAACUAUAAGGAACCUGACUAAAUGGAGGCGAAUGUAAAUAAAAUCUCACUGUUUGAAUCUAA
Molecule: messenger RNA, 1903 nt
Organism: Gigantopelta aegis
Lineage: Eukaryota; Metazoa; Mollusca; Gastropoda; Neomphalida; Peltospiridae
Product: carbohydrate sulfotransferase 11-like
Exons: 4
Coding region: 904-1878 (324 amino acids)
Biological process (GO): carbohydrate biosynthetic process
Cellular component (GO): membrane
Molecular function (GO): sulfotransferase activity
Source: RefSeq, a predicted model, not a curated record